AUGAGUGACCCAUUAGCAGAUUAUACCAAUUUGUCUCAUGACGAGAUUGAUCCUUCAUCAGCAAAUGCUGCUGAGUCUGAACAAGCAGAACCAGAACAACAAGUAUCAGAGCACUACGAACCUCAACCAGAAGAACUCACAUAUGAAAAUGACGAAAAUGUGCUUAAUUCCAUAAAGGUCCAAAAAAUCACCGAUGCGGAAGCAAUAGGGGAAGUUGUGCGUAAGAAAGUGAUUAGGGAUUCCAGACCACAGGGAUACCAACAAGACGAUUUUAAUGACAACAGUAAUGUGACAUUAGGCUCUCGACCAGGACACCAACAAACCGAUGAAAUCGAUAUUUCUAGUAUGGACCCACAACAAAGAAAGAGAUUUGAAUUGGAAGAAAGAAUGAGUGCUGCCAUAAAACCAUCGAAUAAAAGAAGAAGAAAGGCCGAUGAAGAUGACCUUGAAAGAAUGCAAGAUGAUAAAAUUGAUUAUUUAAAGGAUCAAAUGAUUAAAGCUGCCAAUUCUGAUGUUGAAAAGAAUUCUCAAGGUCAAAUUGCUACUGAAAAAUUGAAAUUAUUGAAAGAAGUGAGCGAUAUUUUGGCAAGAGCAGAUUUAGCCAUACCUAUUUUAGAUAAUAAUUUAUUGGAAGCAGUAAGAUUAUGGUUGGAACCAUUACCAGAUGCUUCGAUGCCAGCAUACCAAAUACAAAAAGAAUUGAUCCAUGCAUUGGAAACGUUGCCAAUAAAGACCGAUCACUUGGUUGCCUCGGGUAUUGGAAAAGUAUUAGUGUUUUACCAACGUUCUAAAAGAACUGAACCUCUGUUGAAGAAAAUUGUCGAUAGAUUAAUUGGUGAUUGGACAAGACCCAUUUUGAACAAAUCUGACUCAUACAAAGACAGAACUGUUCAAUUUCAUGAAUAUAAUAGAAACAAGUUUACUAAUAAAUUGUCAAGAGGUGUUAAAAAAAGAGAAGCUAAAACCUUAUAUGAAGAAAAUGCUGAAAGAAGGAAGAGGGCGGCUAUUCCAAGUACAAGAACUACGGCUUAUAAAAUUGCUCCUCAAGUUGACAAGAGUUUGUUGAUGAGACAACAAUCUAGACAUGCAAGCAAUGAUGAAAGAUUUAAGAGAAUUAAUCUGAAAUUGACGUCAAUGUCUGUGAAAAGAAAGGCAGCCAAAAAGGGUGGUCCAUCGAUUGAAGGUAGAGAUUUGGCAAUGUAA
Candida albicans SC5314 is the source of this 1203-nucleotide messenger RNA. RefSeq lists its product as uncharacterized. Lineage: Eukaryota; Fungi; Ascomycota; Pichiomycetes; Serinales; Debaryomycetaceae. The record is from RefSeq and is a predicted model, not a curated record. The coding region runs from base 1 to 1203 and encodes 400 amino acids. Gene Ontology annotation, cellular component: nucleus. The transcript has a single exon. Gene Ontology annotation, biological process: poly(A)+ mRNA export from nucleus.